Molecule: messenger RNA, 1337 nt
Organism: Aureobasidium subglaciale EXF-2481
Lineage: Eukaryota; Fungi; Ascomycota; Dothideomycetes; Dothideales; Saccotheciaceae
Exons: 5
Coding region: 199-1266 (355 amino acids)
Source: RefSeq, a predicted model, not a curated record
GAUUCUAGCCUUCAGAUUUGGAUUUCUUGCAACAGCUUCGUCACUUGAGCCUGGGAGUUUGCAUGCGCUUUCACACUCGCGGUGAAUUGCUCAACGCCGGCGUUUAUUAUUUGUCUUUUGCUACUUUUCGGCGCAACUUCUUCCACAACGACAUCAGCCAUUGUCGGUAUUCAACUUUGAGCGUAACGCCGCUACACCAUGUCGGACAACGCUACCGCUCCCGCUGUUCCUCCUCAGGAGCACUUUGGCAGCAAGGCUCAUGAAUUGAUUGUUGCUACUGUCAUUGCCAUUGUGCUUCCGACCGUCUUCCUUGGUGUUCGCCUUUUGUCCAGACAUGUCAUGCGCAUUCGUCUUUACUUUGACGACUGGCUCAUCAUCAUCGCUUGGGUCUUCAAGAUCGGACUUGACAUCAGUGGCUCUCUGCUCAUCGAGCAUGGCAUGGGUCGCCCUAUCCAGGAAGUCAAGCCCUCCGACCUCGCCGAGUUCUUGAAGAUCCAGUACACGGGUGUCAUCCAGUACCCCCUCUGUGUCACCUUCACCAAGCUCUCCAUCUUGUAUCAAUACAAGCGACUCUUCCCCAACCGCGACUUCAAAAUGAUGGCCAAUGUCAUCAUCACCAUUAUGAUCAUGUGGUGCACUGCCAUUAUGUUUACCGGCAUCUUCAUGUGCACCCCCAUCCGCAAGGCUUGGGAACCCGCCAUCGACGGUACCUGCAUCGGUUUGGUGCCAUUCUAUUAUGGCAUGCAGAUUCCUAAUGUCAUCACUGAUGUUAUGAUUUUGCUGUUGCCAUUCCGCGAGAUCCAGAGGUUGGAGUUGCCGGGAAGACAGAAGAUUGGUGUUGCCAUUACUUGCUUUCUUUGGGUCAUCUCUUUGGCCUUUGGAGUCGUGCGUCUGGCCGUCAUGGUACAACUCGGCAGUAAAGGCAAUGACAUGACCUGGAUCCUCGUCGCCCCCGCAAUCUGGACAACCAUCGAACCAGCCGUCCAAAUCACCACCGCCUGUCUCCCUUCCAUCCGCGUCCUAUACCGCAAACUGGCAGACCGCAAGAGAAAAGCCCGCGCUACAUCACAACGUCUGCGUAGUCUUUCUCUGGGAUCGAGAAGAAGAGGCAGAAGCAGAGGUGAGGCGUAUGAUGGUUUGAGCAGUACUGGUGGGACUGAGCAGACUGCUGGGUCUUGGACUACUACUACUCUUACUGCGGGUAUGGGUGUGUUUAAGGGUGCUGCUGGUGGAGUGGUGGAUACCGGAAGGGAUGUUAGGGUUUGAGAGACUGUGACUCUUUUUUUCUUGUCUGAGUCGAUGCCCCUUGACUCUGGCCUUUUUUUUUGGUGUGAUGG